Phyllopteryx taeniolatus (common seadragon) is the source of this 3091-nucleotide messenger RNA. It is a transcript of the gene sec14l7, whose product is annotated as SEC14-like lipid binding 7. Bases 1 to 1305 code for a protein of 434 amino acids. The record is from RefSeq and is a predicted model, not a curated record. NCBI's taxonomy places the organism in Eukaryota, Metazoa, Chordata, Actinopteri, Syngnathiformes, Syngnathidae. The transcript is spliced from 12 exons. Gene Ontology annotation, cellular component: cytoplasm.
AUGAUGUGUUGUCACCAAAUUGUGUGUGUGUGUGUGUGUGUGUGUAUAGAGGGCGUGGAGUUGCCUCCCCCAAGGCCUGCGAUCUUCCCUCCAGCGUGCAUCAUUGCUUCCCAGGCUGGAAGUUUCAGUGGCAACAUGAGUGGACGCGUUGCAGAUUUGAGCGCCAAACAAGCUGAUUCGUUAACGCAGUUUCGGGACAGAAUCGCAGACGUCCUUCCCGAACUUCCGGCCCAACACGACCACUACCUGCUACGCUGGCUCCGAGCCAGAAGUUUCAAUGUUGCCAAAGCUGAAGUGAUGAUCAGGAAGCACGCGGACUUCAGGAGGACCAUGAAGGUGGACAGCAUCAUUUCAGACUGGACGCCUCCCGAGGUGAUCGCGCGCUACGUGUCGGGGGGCAUGUGCGGCCACGACAAGGAGGGGAGCCCCAUCUGGUACGACGUGGUGGGCCCGCUGGACCCCAAAGGGCUCCUGAUGUCGGCCAGCAAGCAGGACUUCGUGAGGACCAAGAUCAGGAACAUGGAGAUGCUGCAGCGUGAAUGUCAAAAGCAGUCCCGCAAGUUGGGCGUGAACGUGGAGUCCGUCACGCUGAUCUACGACUGCGAGGGUUUGGGCUUCAAGCACAUGUGGAAGCCCGCCAUCGAGAUGUACGGGGAGAUCCUCACCAUGUUUGAGGACAACUAUCCGGAGGGGCUCAAGAGGGUCUUCCUCAUCAAAGCUCCCAAAGUGUUCCCGGUGGCCUACAACCUGAUUAAGAACUUCCUGUGUGAGGAGACGCGACGCAAGCUGGUCGUUCUCGGAAGCAACUGGCAGGAAGUUCUUCGAACACACGUGGACGCCGAGCAGCUUCCGGCGACGUACGGUGGAACCCGGACCGACCCGGACGGGGACCCUCAAUGCAGAACCAUGAUCAACUACGGCGGCACGGUGCCGCGUUCGUACUACAUCCAAAACUCGAUCAAGGUCCAGUACGACACCAUCGUUACCGUCAGCCGCGGCGCCACCUUGCAGUUAGAGUACGACGUCAGCGACGCCUGCAGCCUGCUGAGGUGGCAGUUCGCCAGCGACGGCGCUGACAUUGGGUUCGGCGUGUACCGACGCCCGCCGCUGGGCGGCGGGCAGAAGACGGCGGCCAUGUUGCAGGUUGUUCCAACGCAACGCUACAACGCGCACCUGGUGCCCGAGGACAACGUGAUCACCUGCCCCGAAGCCGGCAUGUACGUGUUGUGUUUUGACAACAGCUACAGCAUCCUGCGGUCCAAGCGCGUCAGCUACACGGUGGAGGUGCUUCCUCCGUCGCCGUGACGACGGUGCCGCCCGCCAGAGGUUCCCGACCGGACCGGACGGCCGCGCCACGUUUGGACACCAAGCCUCUGCUCGCCAACGAUCAUCAUGCCACGGGGAAUGCACUUUAUUAGGUACACACCUCACAAGUGUGCAUAAUUGGAGCUCAAUAGAUGGGGUACCUAAUGAAAAGACCGCCGAGUGUAUGUCAGGUUAUGAAAAUCACGUCGACACAACAAAAUUGUUUUCUUUUAUGCAGCAAUUUUCUAUUAAUUCUACAUAUUUAUUUCCUCUCUUAAUUGUGUCAAACGGAAAUUAGAUCACAAUAACAUAAUGUCAAAAAUAAUGGGAGCAUAAACAAUAACUGUAUAGUCUUGCUUUUGGCAGCAGUGACACCUUCAUUUGAAAAGGAUAGAUACAUCAACACACAGAUAGACGGAUAGAUGCUAGGCUAUAUUUAUAUACAUGUUCAUAUAAUUGCAAAUUUCCCGAUUGUGGGACUAAUAAAGUUUGUCUUAGUCAUUAGAAGGUAGUUGUAAUAAUGGAAAUGAACUCUAGAGGGCGCUGUCGGCGAGGCUAACGUGCACUACACUAUUACGUAAGAGCUGAGCUUCACUUGGGUGGAACGUAAACAUGGCAAGUAAGUAUGACGUAGUAAGUUAACAAAUGUCAUUCGUGUGAACAUAAUUCACACAUCAAACAUCAUCCCUUAUGUAACAGCCGUCGCGGCUCAGAGAAGGGUGUUGUUUACUCGCGGAAUGUCACAAUUAAAUCGGACGACUAGCCGGAAGUGUACGUCAUCGAGGAGCCGCCAGAGGACACGCAACAUGGACACCCUUCUAUCCCACAAUGCACUGCGCGGAAAAGGCGGCAAAAGGCGGCGAAUGCCGGCUAGCAAGUUAAGGGUUGACUUCAUGUCUUAUUUUCGAACCUCAUUUAGUUUGCGCGGUGACGAUUGUUUAGUCUUCUGUGGAACGAGUAACACUUUUAAGGAAUACUCAUCGCACUGCCACAGAUAGCGGAAGCUAACCAGCUUGGAUAGCUCAUAGACGUUAACUACCUCACACAAACAGCAUGUCCAAAGUCCAACUAGCCUGUGUAUAAAAUUGAUUUACGCAAGGCCAGCCUGAUCAGACAGAAUUUUUCAAGUCGAGUCCAGUGAAGUGAGUAUCAUUUCCCUCUGAUAAAUGUCGUCAUUGGCUCAAUAUUUUAGGUGUAACCUUUUUGUUAAAUCUGUUUCAAACUUUCACCCCUUUAUUAUUAUUUAUAUUCUCAAAAGGUGGUUUGUGGCAUUGGCACGCUUGCUAAAUGCAGAAACAGGCAGCAUAUAAUUAAUUAGAAUUAAUUCCAAAGUUCCAUGAGAACAUUUGCCACUCAAAACAUGCAUAGGAAAAAAACUGAAGCGCAGAGAAAGACCUAGCUGUCCAUUGUUUUGAGAGAAUUCCGCAAAGAUGGCGGCCACUCGUCACGCUGACGUGUUCCACGUGGUCAGUGGUGACGUACAGCGAGACACGCCAUCGCCUAUUCAAAUUGUAGCUCGUUGAGCGACCGCUUCCGACAACCGAGCUAACUAUUCCAUGCACAUUGAUAGCUAGAUGUAAUUUGUUCAUCCCGUGAGAGAAAACAAGAUGAACACCAGCACUCAUUUUUAUGUUUCGUUGGCAGUUGGAUCGAUUAUGACUGCAAACUAUACUGCCAAAAUGUGUGUUUUAAGUUACAAAACAGUUCAUUUACCCAUUGACCUACUCAGUCAGAUUCUACACUGUGUAUGUUGAUGUGAAGAAUAAAACUUUGUGACAUCAUCUGA